This is a messenger RNA of Staurois parvus, 261 nucleotides long. The record is from the annotation of a GenBank genome assembly. NCBI's taxonomy places the organism in Eukaryota, Metazoa, Chordata, Amphibia, Anura, Ranidae.
CAGGGGCAGACUGACCAUUUGGAAACUCGGGCACUGGCCGAGGGCCCGAGGUCAGUAAGAGGCCCCAUGAGAUGCCCCUGGUACCUUUUUCAUAGGCUUUUUUGAGUUUGGGCAAGGACACAGGGGCCCCAUGAUUCCCUAUUGCCCGGGGGCCCCAUGAGUUGUCAGUCCACCCCAUUCAGAGGCCACCUUAUCGGUACCCAUCAGUGCCCAUCAAUGCAGCCUAUCAGUGCCCAUCAGCGCAGCCUCAUCAGUGCCCAU